Paramecium tetraurelia is the source of this 542-nucleotide messenger RNA. RefSeq lists its product as uncharacterized. Gene Ontology annotation, molecular function: peptidyl-prolyl cis-trans isomerase activity. The record is from RefSeq and is a predicted model, not a curated record. The transcript is spliced from 4 exons. NCBI's taxonomy places the organism in Eukaryota, Ciliophora, Oligohymenophorea, Peniculida, Parameciidae. Gene Ontology annotation, biological process: protein peptidyl-prolyl isomerization; protein folding.
AUGGCAAACGUGUUCUUUGACAUCUCAUUUGGUGGAGCAGCUCCAAGCAGAAUCGUUUUCAAGCUCUAUGAUGACGUCGUUCCCAAGACAGCUAAAAAUUUCAGAGAACUUGCCCUUGCAGAGCACGGAAAAGGAUACAAGGGAUCCCCCUUCCACAGAGUCAUCACUGAUUUCAUGGCUCAAGGAGGUGAUUUCACAAAACAAAAUGGAACAGGAGGAAAGUCAAUCUACGGUGAGAAAUUCCCAGAUGAAAAUUUCAAACUUAAACACAACAAACCAGCACUUUUGUCAAUGGCCAAUGCUGGUCCAAACACAAACGGAUCAUAAUUCUUUAUCACCUUUGUUCCAUGCCCAUGGUUAGAUAAUAAGCAUGUAGUAUUUGGUGAAGUUGUAGAUGGAUUCCCCACCUUAGAAUUAUUAAAGAAAUAUUCCUCACCAUAAGGUAACCCAAAAAUAAACAUCUAAGUCGUUAAUUCAGGAACAUUAUGAAAAUAAAUAUACAUUCAUCAUACAAAUCAAUUCCAUUUACAUUUAAUAAAGUA